Molecule: messenger RNA, 483 nt
Organism: Ustilaginoidea virens
Lineage: Eukaryota; Fungi; Ascomycota; Sordariomycetes; Hypocreales; Clavicipitaceae
Exons: 2
Coding region: 1-483 (160 amino acids)
Source: RefSeq, a predicted model, not a curated record
AUGUCUGAAGCUACUUCGGAAUGGGAUUCCCCUGAAGUCAUUGCGCAGUACGCACGAAAUGAGGCGCACGUUACUUUCGCCAAACAUUUCAGUUCGCAGCUCCAACAUCUGCCCCAGGAAGUGAGGGACAUGGCGACGCCGAGUUGGGUCUUUCAACAACUUGGUCUCAUGGACUUACCAAUAUUUUUGGCAACUGGUAAUAUCAUAAGCCCAUUGCCCGUGCUCGUGGGAGACGAGUUUGAUGCAGAAACAAGAUUUACUAGCCCUGUCCAAGAAGCCAUUGCCAACCGCAGCAUCGCCAACCGCAGCAUUACCAACCGUAUCAACGCCAUCCGCACCAUCGCCAGCCAGAGCAUGGCAACGUGGAGACCUGUUACGCUCACCAUCGCCACCCACAACAUCUCCAACCCCACCCAGACUCAUACCUCGAAAGCGAAGGAAUACGUUUGCUGGGGAAGGGCCAUCCUGGCGUGCGGGCGCUGA